Messenger RNA from Malassezia globosa CBS 7966, 5751 nucleotides. RefSeq lists its product as uncharacterized. The record is from RefSeq and is a predicted model, not a curated record. The transcript has 2 exons. The coding region runs from base 1 to 5751 and encodes 1916 amino acids. NCBI's taxonomy places the organism in Eukaryota, Fungi, Basidiomycota, Malasseziomycetes, Malasseziales, Malasseziaceae. Gene Ontology annotation, cellular component: membrane; voltage-gated calcium channel complex. Gene Ontology annotation, biological process: calcium ion import across plasma membrane. Gene Ontology annotation, molecular function: high voltage-gated calcium channel activity; calcium ion binding.
AUGUUGUUUGGGCCACGACAUCCGUGGCGGGUGUUUCUCGCCAAGGUGCUAUCAUCUUGGUGGGUUGAGCCGCUUAUUUUGGUGUUUAUUUUCAUCAAUCUGGUGGUGCUUAUUGUGUCGUCGAGCCGCGAUGUAAAGCUGGCACCACGCACCGAGAAUAGCUUUGUUAAGAGUGAAGAGAUUCUCUUGCUGCUCGUGUUUGUUGCGUACACGAUUGAAAUGGCGGCCCGGAUCAUUGUGUCGGGGCUUAUCAUCGACCCACCGCCGCUGGACGAGGCGGCGGCUCAGGAGGCCUAUCCCACCGCCGACCAAGAAUAUUCGAAUACGUACGAUACCCUAUACCAUUUGUAUACAUCGACGCUGGAGGCCGUGUAUCGCUUCCUGCAUCCGUACAGCAAGGUGCAACAGGAGCGUGCGGAAGCCAAGCUUGCGUCUCUGCAUCCAACCGAUGGCAUGGCGCCCCUCGAUGACCUGUUUAUAUCAAAGAGCGAGGACAAGCAUGAGCUGCAUGAAGAGCAUGCGCAUUGGUGGGAUGCGCUAUAUUACAACGUCGUGUCGAUCUGCUUGCAUCUCUCACGCACGAUCACAAACGACCCGAAACAGCUGUGUGAACACGCGUACUUACGGCAAAGCUGGAAUCGCGUGGAUGCCCUGGCGAUUGUAUGCUACUGGGUGGCGGUCGUGCUGGAACUGACCGGUGUCGAGCUCACGAGCAGUCACCACAUUUUUGUGUUUCGCGCACUAAGUGUGCUGCGCUGCGCGCGCCUGCUGGGCUUGUGGGAGGGCACAGAGACGAUUCUGCGCUCGCUCAAGCGGGUAGCGCCGCUCCUGUUCCGCGUGCUGUCGUUUCUCGUGUUUGCGAUGGUGCUGUUUGCGGUGAUUGGCGUGCAGAGUUUUGAGGGCUCGUACCGUCGGCGGUGUGUGUGGAUUGGCGACUACAACCGGAGUCCGGGGCAGAACUACACGCUGGAGCAGAUAUGCGGCGGCAGUGUCGAUAUCCGGAAUCGGUCCAAUACGAUCGGCCAUGUCCAGUAUAAUGGGGACCUGGACUCGGCCCGGUCGCCGAAAGGCUUCAUCUGUCCAUACGGGCAACUGUGCGUGGAGCAGGAAAGCAACCCGUACAACAAUGUUCAGAGCUUUGACGAUGUGUUUCACUCGCUGCUGGAGGUCGUUGUGAUUGUGUCACUGAACGGCUGGUCCGACGUGAUGUAUGAUAUGGUGGAUGCUGACUACUACACGGCGAUCAUAUUCUUUAUCAUCGGGAUCAUUUUGCUGAACUUUUGGCUCGCCAACUUGUUUGUCGCCGUCAUUUCGCAUUCAUUUGCAUCGCUCAGCGCGCAGACGGAGCGCAGUGCCUUUGCUGCGCAGGGCUUCCGGAAGAAUCAGGCCGAUGCUCCCGAGCCGCAGGGUCCUCGACGUCGUCGGCACCGGUUCGUCGUGUGGUACAAGCGCGUGCGCCGAUAUACCCAGUACUUUUGGCUCUCGCUCAUCAUCGUCAGUGUUGCGGUCCAAGGCAGCAAGGCAUCGUACGAGUUUCCAGAGCAGAAAAAAUGGCGCGAAGAUGUCGAGCGGUACCUGGUGAUCCCGUUCGACCUCGAGAUCAUCGUGCGCUUUGUCGUCGACUGCAUCAUCGGUGGGCCGAGUCUGUUUUUCCAGCAAAAGCGCAACGUGCUCGAUCUGUUUCUCGCCCUCAUCACGACGAUCAUACAGAUCCCCGCCAUCAGCUACUCGUCAUGGUAUCCGUGGCUGACGUUCUUCCAGCUGCUGCGUUUCUACCGCGUCAUUGCUGCGAUCCCGCGCAUGAAGGGACUGCUGAUGCGGGUGGUCGGCUCCAUGUCGGCGCUGUUCAAUAUGAUUGCGUUCCUGAUCAUGACCAUAUUUCUGGCUGCACUUGUGAGUAUCCAGCUGUUCCGCGGCGACAUUGAGCUCGACGCCGAAGAUGGCGUGACCGAAAACUUCACGUGGAAGCAGCUGUUCAACGGCUUCCUGGGCGUGUAUCAGAUCUUCUCGUCCGAGGACUGGAAGGAGUCUAUGCUCAAUGUCGUCAGCGAUACGAAAAAGUGGAAGCAGGGCGUCAUCGCGGCGAUCUUUAUUGUGGGAUGGUUCUUUUUUGCGAACCUGAUCUUGCUCCAGUUGUUCAUUGCCGUCAUCAACGAAAAUUUCCGCGUCGCCGAGGGCGAUAAGUACAAGCAGCAGAUGGAGAACUAUCUGCGGCGCUCUGAGCCUGCGCAGGCUUCGCUGCUUGCGCGGAUCAUGCAGCGGCUCAGUCCGUUUCGUGCGCCGCCCGAGCCAAACAGCAUGCCCCACCGCCUCGAGGGCCCUGCGCUGGGCGACGCCCGGCAGCAUGCCGACACGAGCCAGGCGCGUCACGUAGACGACCGGCCGCUGCGCAGCAUGUUCAUGCAACUCGUGACGCCCGAUCAUGCUGGUCUUGCCUUCGGCACGCUCCAGCGUGUGCUGCGCCUGGACAAGCCACACGAACAUGCGCGCUUGCAGGCGCUGCGGUCGCAGGCCGAAGGGGGGCAGGCGUCCCAGACGAUGGACGAGCUUGAGGACAUGAUCAAUGAGCGCCAGGACGUGCGCAUGCUCGGACCGGAGCAUGUGCGCACGAUGCGCACGGACCUGGGUCUCGUGAACCAGGAGGAGGGCCAGGAGUUUUUGAACAACUACGUGCGGCGCAACGAAAACGACCCACGCAUCCGUAUCGCGCGCCUCAUGGCCGAGCACCCAUCGUACGACCGCUCCUGGUUCGUCUUCUCGAACCGGAACCCUGUGCGCCGCUUCUGCCAGAGCCUGACGCCCACAUCCCACGGUGAGCGUGUGUUUGGACGGCCCGUGUCCAAGUUCCGCAACCACAUCUUCCAGGCCAUUGUGUUCGGUGCGAUUGCCGGCUCCGUGAUCCUGGCGGGCAUCGUGACGCCCGCGUACCGGAAAAAGUACCUGGCUGAGCAUCGCGCUGUGUUCUACGCUUGGUAUGCCGUCAUUGAAGUGAGCCUGUCGCUGAUUUUUGUCCUGGAGUUCUUCGUCAAAACCAUCGCGGACGGCUUCAUGUUCACGCCCAAUGCGUACCUACAGAACGUGUGGAACCUGCUCGACAUGUUCGUGCUGAUAUCUCUGCUGAUCAACGUCAUUAGUGAGUUGAUUGUCCCCGGCGGUGUCUCGCACUUCACACGUGCACUCAAGGCGUUCCGCGCGUUGCGUCUCAUCAACCUGAGCUCGCUCAUGCGCGACACGUUCCAUGCCGUCAUGAUUGCGGGCGCCGGCUACAUCCUCGAUGCAUCGAUUCUCGCUCUUCUUUACAUUAUUCCAUACGCCGUGUGGGGCCAGAACCUGUUUGCCGGGCUCCUGUACUCGUGCACGGACUCGAGCGACAACAUCGUCAGCAAGCUCGACUGCCACGGCGAGUACAUGUCGCAGCCCCUCGCGUGGUCGUAUCUAGCGCCGCGUGCAUGGUCGAAUCCUUCUGAAGGCAGCAUGUACUCGUUCGACGACUUCAAGAGUGCACUGCUGAUCCUGUUCGAGGUCGUGUCGCUCGAGGGCUGGGUCGAUGUGAUGCGCCAGGCCAUGAGCAUCAUUGGCCGCGAUCUCCAACCCCGGCCUGAUGCAUCGCAGUACAAUGCCAUCUUUUUCCUCGUGUACAACCUGGUCGGCGCCGUAAGUGUGCUUGCGCUGUUUGUCUCGGUGAUCAUCGAAAACUUCCAGCGCUACUCGGGCGCCGCCUACCUCACGACCGAGCAGCGCCAGUGGCUCGAUAUGAAGCGGCAGCUCCAGCGCCAGGCCGCCUCCCGGCGCCCGGCGAACCCGCCUUCGAAUGCAUUCGUCCGCUGGUGCUACCAGGCAUCUACACACAAACGCGGCUGGUGGUCGCGUGCCAUGUCCGUGCUGUACCUCGUCGUGUUGGUCCUCCUUAUGUCGCAAUCAUUCUCAGACACGUGGCCCACAGAGCAGGCACGCUCCAUCGUGUACAGCGUGCUUGGCUUUGUGUUCGCGUGCGACUUGUUGAUUCGGCUCAUUGGCCUCGGUGUCUCGAGCUUCCGUCGCAGCUACUGGAACUGCGACUCACUCGACCUCCUUUUCAAGACGGCCGUCGGCUCCGUGCCUGCGAUUAUCGCGCUCUUUCUUCUGUGGCUCACCAUGUUCCUCGUGUGGGGCAUCAUGCUUGUCGAGGUGUUUGGACUGACCAGAUGGGGCCCGAACGAGUCGCAUGCCAAGAACUUCAGCUCCCUUUGGCAGACACUCAUCUUUCUUUCCAUGACUUCUACCGGCGAGGGCUGGAACCAGUACAUGCAUGACUAUGCUGUCCAGCCGCCACUCUGCACGCCAUCCAAGAACUACCUUUACUCGGACUGUGGCAGCACAGCAUGGGCCUAUUUUCUCUUCAUAUCGUGGAACAUCAUCUCCAUGUUCAUUUUCCUCAACAUGUUUACCGGUACCGUCGUAGAGAACUUUUCCUACGUGUACCAUCUGCAGGGCAGCAGUGCGCUCUCGCGUGAGCAAAUGCGAAUCUACAAGGAUGUAUGGAACCAGUUUGACCCCCAAGGCCUAGGCUACAUUUCUCAGCAGCAGAUCAUCCCGUUCCUUGCUCGUCUCACCGGCAUGUUCGAGGUCAGUCUGUACCCGCCCGAGCUGCGCAUCCACGCCUUGCUGGACCGGUCGCGCGUCAAUUCGCCCAGAUACGGCCACUCGCUCUCAUCGCCGUCCUCCUCCUCCAAGAUCUGGGGCCGUCGCUCACCUCGAUCGCCACGCUCACCGCGCUCACCUCGAUCGCUGCGUUCUCGAUCACCUCUGUCGACGCGCUCCCAGCCUUCGCAAUCUUGGCACUCUCCGCACCGUGCGCCGCCGUCGCCGCGCUCUCCUGGCUCCCUCCCUUCCCAUUUGUCUGACAGGCUGAACGCGCUGCAGAGAAAUGCCUCGUCCACCUCCCUCAGCGAUCACUCGCCGUUCGAUGACGACCUGGUGCCGUCUGUUGCGCCACGCAUCGAGAGUGGAAUCGACUUGAACGAGCUUAGCGAUGCAUUGAAUUCCGUCAACAUCCAGGACCUGCGUAUGCGCCGCCAGCGCCUGAAUCGCAUGUACUACGAAGCCAAGAUGUCCGACAAGGGCAAAGGUGUCUCGUUUUCAUCGAUGCUCUUCAUCCUUGCAUACCAUAAGAUGUGCGGCGCGCCCGUCAACAUGGAGGUGUCCGAGUUCAUUGAGCGGCGCGAAAUGAUGAGCAAAAUCGACGCUAGAAUCAAUCUCGAGCGUGUUCGUGGUCUCCUGCGUGGCGUUUACCUGCGGCGCCGUUUCCUUGCCGAGCGUGCGGAACGUGAGCGUCAGAGUGUGAUGCAUCUCGUCUCAAGCAACAAGGAGGGCGGCUUCCCAUCCAUCACCGUCGAGCGCCCCAUGUCGGAGGCGCAGCACGAGUCCUCCGAUGCUGGUAUGGCCCUGCACCUGCACAACGACCAGGAUCCUUUCGGUACACACGCUGGCGCUCUGUCCAUCCUGAUCCCUCAGUCCAUGUCUGGGUAUACGAGCAGCGACGAUGUCGAGUCUGCGAAUGCCAGUGAUGUCCAACUCUCGCCCGGAUCAGGAUCUGGUCCUCGGCGUCGUCUAUCGUUCCAGAACCAGGACGAAAACCCUUUUGUCGAGCAACAUUCUCGUGGAACCCAUGCUUCCUCUCGUCUCCAACCCCCUUUUGAAAUGGACACAUGGACUCAAGUUUUGCACCGUCUCUCGAGUGACACUCUCGACUCGGACGGUCGCAGCUCGUAA